Messenger RNA from Medioppia subpectinata, 2595 nucleotides. The record is from the annotation of a GenBank genome assembly. Lineage: Eukaryota; Metazoa; Arthropoda; Arachnida; Sarcoptiformes; Oppiidae.
AUGACAACAACUGCUGACGUGAAGACCACAUCGGGAAGAGUGAGGGGUCGAGUGGUUGUGGCGCUCAACACAACUCUAUACCAAUUUCAAGGCAUACCAUACGCUGAGCCACCCAUCGGUGCGCUCAGGUUUGCUAAACCCAAACCCCUUCAACAGCCACGGGAUGGUAUACUAGACGCUACAAACCCGGGAAACUCUUGUUUUCAAAAUCAAUGUCCGUUUUGCCCAAAACCACUCAAUCAAAGUGAGGACAGUCUAGUGCUAAACAUAUGGACACCAACUCUACCCACAGAUAACACGACUAAUCAGUCACUCAAACCGGUUAUGUUUUGGAUAUACGGCGGAGCGCUUAGCUUUGGGACUAUAGACAUGUACAACGGCGGACCACUGGCCGCACACGACGUGGUAUUUGUGGCCCCAAACUAUAGGUUAGGACCGUUUGGUUUCCUAUACGGGGAUCGGGAGGACGCGCCCGGAAAUGUGGGCUUUUAUGACCAGUUAUUAGCUCUCAAAUGGGUUAGAGAAAACAUCCAUUCGUUUGGCGGGGAUAAGAAUCAAAUCACUAUUUUUGGUCAGAGCGCUGGCAGUUGGUCGGUGUCGGCGCACAUACUCUCCCCGCUAUCCAAAGGCUUAUUCAAGAGGGCUAUUAUGCAAAGCGGCGCUCUUUUGUAUAAUAAGGACAGGGAUGUGAUCAGUAGAGCUGAAGCCAUAGCCGAUGGCAAACGUAUAGCUAAAGAGUUGGGUUGGAGUGAAGACAUGGAUUGGAUUCAAUUUUUACACAUCGAUCUAAUGCUGGGCAUCACCAGCACUGAGGGCUCACUCUUAUCCAAAGUAAUCAUAGACACCGACAAAGAAGUGUUUACUUUGAGUGACUUUAUUGCUGGGGUAAAGACCACAGAUGACAUGCUUCACAAUAUUAAUGUUCAAAAAGUGAUGGACUAUUAUCUGAAACAUGUGAACACGAGUAGUACACCUGCUCUGAAGCGAGCGUUUUAUGAAUAUUUAGGCGAUUUAUUCAUGAAAUACCCGACAUAUUUAUUCGCCCGACAAAUGGCCACAACUGUUGGCAAUCGGCAUAACAUAUACUUCUAUGAAUUCUCAUAUCAGAGCCCAUUCUUCUUCAAAGUAUUUGGUGGCGACGACGAGGACUCGAUUGUCGGCCACGGAAUGGACGUCCCGUUUGUGUUUGGGAUGCCAUUUAUGGACGAAAUGGUCGACGGAUCGGAUGAAACUGAUCGUCAGUUUAGUCGUGAUGUGAUGCGGAUUGUUGACGUGAAGACCACAUCGGGAAGAGUGAGGGGUCGAGUGGUUGUGGCGCUCAACACAACUCUAUACCAAUUUCAAGGCAUACCAUACGCUGAGCCACCUAUCGGUGCGCUCAGGUUUGCUAAACCCAAACCCAUUCAACGACCUAGAGAUGAUAUAAUCGAUGUCACAAAACCGGGAAACUCUUGUUUUCAAAAGAAAUUUCAGAAUUUUCCAGAAGUAGAGAACCAAAGCGAGGACAGCCUUGUGCUAAACAUAUGGACACCAACUCUACCCACAGAUAACACAACCAAUCAGUCACUCAAACCGGUUAUGUUUUGGAUAUACGGCGGAGCGCUUAGCUUUGGGACAAUUGACAUGUACAACGGCGGACCACUGGCCGCACACGACGUGGUAUUUGUGGCCCCGAACUAUAGGUUAGGAUUGUUUGGUUUCCUAUACGGGGAUCGGGAGGACGCGCCCGGAAAUGUAGGCUUUUAUGACCAGUUAUUGGCUCUCAAAUGGGUUAGAGAAAACAUCCAUGUAUUUGGCGGAGAUAAGAAUCAAAUCACUAUUUUUGGUGUGAGUGCCGGCAGUUGGUCCGUAUCGGCGCACAUACUCUCCCCGCUAUCCAAAGGCUUAUUCAAGAGGGCUAUUAUGCAAAGCGGCGCUCAUAUGUGUAAUACGGACAGGGAUGUGAUCACUAAAGCUGAAGCCUUAGCCGAUGGCAAACGUAUAGCCAAAGAGUUGGGUUGCAGUGAAGACAUGGAUUGGAUUCAGUAUUUACGGACUAUUGGGACCAAAGAUCUGGCAUCGGACGAUAUCUAUCAUAACAUUGAUGUUCAAAAAGUGAUACACUAUUAUCUGAAAGGUGUGGACACGAGUAGUACACCUGCUCUGAAGCAAGCGUUUUAUGAAUUUGUCGGCGAUUUAUGGAUAAAAUACCCGACAUAUCUAUUCGCCCGACAAAUGGCCACAACUGUUGGCAAUCGGCAUAACAUAUACUUCUAUGAACUCUCAUAUCAAAGUCAGUUCUACGCCAAACAGUUUCAAUGCGAUGACGAGGAGUCGGGUGUCGAACACGGAAUGGACAUACCGUUUGUCUUUGGUAUGCCUUUAUUGCCAGAAAUGGUUGACUUUUUUGAUGAAACCGAUUGUCAGUUCAGUCGAGAUGUGAUGCGGAUGUGGACUAACUUUGCGAAAUACGGCAAACCGGACGACAAAUGGCCGCAACUGUUGAGUGAUCCGAAUGUACCAAAAGUGAAUGAUUUAAACCCCGACCCAAACCGACCCCCACUUCACGACCCGUACGGUCAACGCUAUACAGAUCUAUGGGAAUCAUAUUUUUAA